AUGGGCCCCCUAUUGUGCACCCUCUUAGUCUACCAUCUCAACAAGCAAUGCCGCAGAGUUGCCAAUGUAUUGUUGGGUCACUUCUAUGAGCCACACAGAGACAUAGUCUGUGUCACUGGUGGAUCAUCUGGGUUAGGAAAAGAAAUCGCUAGAGUUUUUUCAGAAUCAGGAGCUGUAACUGUUGUCCUUGAUAUCACCAUUCCUCCAGUCUCUGAUCAACUUCCAAACGUCAAGUACUACCUCUGCGACGUCAGUAACUGCAAUCAAAUUAUUGAAAUCGGUGAGGUUAUCACAAGGGAAGUAGGAAUUGUAUCUAUCCUCGUUAACAAUGCUGGAAUAUCACACGGCAAAUCAUUAUUAGAUUUAAAUUAUGAUGAGAUUGAGAAGACAAUUAGGGUCAAUUUACUCUCAAGUUUCUAUACAAUUAAAGUAUUUCUUCCAAAUAUGUUGAAGCAAAAAAGAGGGUAUAUUGUUACAGUUGCUUCUGUCUUGGGCUACAUGUCUCCUGCAAGGUUAAGUGAUUAUGGAGCUUCUAAAUCUGGACUUAUCGCCUUACAUGAGUCUUUGACCUAUGAAUUGGGUCCGCCAUCGCUAAGUCCCAAUGGAAUUAAGACCUUGUUAAUUUGUCCUGGUCAAUUGAAAACUAAUAUGUUCAGCAGUAUUCAAUCCCCUUCAUCACUUUUUGCUCCCGAGUUGGAACCCAGCUUUGUAGCAAAGAAGUUGAUAAAUGCUUUGGAAUUAGGCAGAAGAGGUGAGAUUAAGAUUCCAUUUUAUGGGAACUUCAUGCCAGUGAUGAGGGCAAUUCCGUGGCCGGCGGUCGAAUUUUUAAGAGAUAUUUCUGGAAUGGAUGAAAGCAUGAAAAAGUUCAAACUGUAUACUAGCAAGCUCAGUGGGAUAUCUGAUCAAGGUUCUAAAAACCAAUCAGAAGCGAACUCCAUCACAGAAAGUACGCAAUAG
Messenger RNA from Dujonia railenensis, 957 nucleotides. Lineage: Eukaryota; Fungi; Ascomycota; Pichiomycetes; Serinales; Debaryomycetaceae. The record is from the annotation of a GenBank genome assembly.